AUGACGAGUCUCGUGAUUGUGGACGGAAUCACGACUCACCUGCUACAGCCGGGUGCCGCCGACAGAAGCUACGACUUCCUGCCUUCCUUCUCGAGGGACGCGGGCGCCUUCGGUGACCAGCUACUCGAGGCUCGCCGGCGCCGCUUCCGCAAGCUCCGGCGCCUCAUGUACACCGACCCGGAGAAGAUCAAGCGCCGCAGCGAGAUGCUGCUGCCGGUCAUGACAGUGAACGCCUACUACAUGCCGGUCUUCAACGUGGUCGUCCUUUCCGGGACAAUACUGCAGUCGCCGUUCGCGAUGGACGCUGAUGUGCCGGCCAUCAACUUCGGCAGCCUGGGCCGCGUCAUCGGACACGAGCUGUCCCACGCGUUCGACGCUACCCAUUCGACCCUUGACCAGCACGUGCAGCCGCUGAUGCUCUACAGCCCGUCCUCGCACAAAGAGUUCCUCACCCGCCUCACCUGCCUUGCCAAGCAGCAGAUCAACGACGCUUCGGGCAGCCAGACCCUGGGCAACAACUCCAUCUCGGAGGCAUUCGCCGACAACGCGGGCCUCGAGAAGGCUCAGCUGGCAUUCAAGGCGCUGCUGCAGCAAGAGUCCGAGGUGAAGCUGGGUGGCGAUGGGCCUGCAGCUUCGUUGGGCUACACAGCGCAGCAGCUGUUCUUCGUCAGCGGCUGCUUGAUGUUCUGCUCCGGCCAAGGCUACACGUUCAGUCAGAACGCCAUCUACCCGCCCCCGUUCCUGCGUUGCAACGCGCCCGUGAUGAACACGCGCGAAUUCGGGGUUGCAUUCGGCUGCCCCCAGGGCACGCCCAUGAACCCCAUCAUUCGAUGCAACUUCCACUAA
Messenger RNA from Dermacentor andersoni, 846 nucleotides. Its product is annotated as neprilysin-1-like. NCBI's taxonomy places the organism in Eukaryota, Metazoa, Arthropoda, Arachnida, Ixodida, Ixodidae. Gene Ontology annotation, molecular function: metalloendopeptidase activity. Gene Ontology annotation, cellular component: plasma membrane. The record is from RefSeq and is a predicted model, not a curated record. Gene Ontology annotation, biological process: protein processing.